GACAACCGCAGACACGCGAGGCACGUGCACGCACGCAACUGCCGGAGGCGGCCGGCGUGGGGGAGCAAAGCAACUCGACCAGCCUCGCCGCUCCCGGCGGCCGACGGAUCACGGACGGAGGAAAUACAAAGUAAAAAUUAGGGCUUCCGAGGUUUCCUUCUCUUCCCCUGCUUCCCUUGCGUUCACGUCACUUCUGUCUGCUCUGCUCUGCUCCUCCCCCGUUCGUUCACUGCAAAGGAAGCGGUAAAGAAGUCGGAAUCUCGGGGACCCCUGGUCUCCUCUCCUGUUCAGGGUAUCCGAAGUCACUUCCGUCAGGAUGCAGGGGGCUCACACUCAGCUAGGCUCCCACACGAUUCAGACUCAUGGAGUGAGAUUGGUCAGAAAGCACACACACGACUGGGUGGUUCUGAUUCUUCUAGCUGCACUUGUGAUUGGGCUGCAUUAUGCUCCCCCGUUCAAGCGAUUCGUUGGGGAGGAUAUGAUGACUGGUAUUAGGUACCCAGUGAAACCAAGCACUGUGCCAGGAUGGGCUGUUCCAAUAAUAUCUAUGCUGUGUCCUUGGGUCAUCUUCAUAUGCAUAUACUUUGCCAGGAGAGACGUUUAUGAUCUGCAUCAUGCAACACUAGGUCUUCUCUUCGCCGUGCUCAUAACUGCGGUUUUCACUGAUGUGAUCAAGGUUGCAGUAGGGAGACCUAGGCCAGACUUCUUUUGGCGAUGCUUUCCUGAUGGAAAGCAGUUAUAUGAUCAGGUGACUGGUGAUGUGAUUUGCCAUGGUGAGAAAAGCUUCUUAACUGAUGGGCGCAAGAGCUUUCCUAGUGGCCACACUUCGUGGUCUUUUGCUGGUCUUGGAUUUUUGUCACUUUACUUGUCUGGCAAAAUUAAGGCUUUUGAUCGCCAAGGACAUGUGGCCAAACUUUGCAUUGUGAUCCUUCCUCUUCUUCUUGCUUCACUUGUUGGGAUUUCCAGAGUAGAUGACUAUCGACACCACUGGGAGGACGUGUUUGUUGGUGGCCUUAUUGGAUCUAUUAUGGCAGUGCUGUGUUACUUGCAUUUCUUUCCUCCUCCGUAUCAUGAUCAAGGUUGGGGACCAUAUGCAUACUUCCAAAUG
Messenger RNA from Setaria italica (foxtail millet), 1108 nucleotides. Its product is annotated as putative lipid phosphate phosphatase 3, chloroplastic. Gene Ontology annotation, molecular function: phosphatidate phosphatase activity. The transcript has 8 exons. NCBI's taxonomy places the organism in Eukaryota, Viridiplantae, Streptophyta, Magnoliopsida, Poales, Poaceae. Gene Ontology annotation, biological process: phospholipid metabolic process. The record is from RefSeq and is a predicted model, not a curated record. The annotation marks the transcript as partial.